CCGCAGCUUCCCAUUGUCCACUUACAGCAGCCCAAGGCCCCGAGCUGCGCGGACCGGCAUGCAACGCCAUCAUCACACGUACCGCUGCCGACCGACUUCCAUCCCUCAUCUUACUUAUGUUCUCCCCGACUCCAGCCCCCCCUCUCUCCUUCUUAUGAACAUCAAAACCAGCGCUGACCGGCACAGUCAUGGUAUCGACAUCAACACUAUUUGCCGUCAGAUCGAGUAAUGUCAGCGCGUCCGGUUCAUCUACGGCAUCCCGCGUCACGACCUGAAAAAUAAAUACCGCCAACAGUACCUACCACAGCACCGUACAGUACGGAUUCCAGCUACUCAAAACUACCUCUACCACGACUAGUCAUGAAUUGACUACGAAAGCACCCUUCUUUUUUACUAUCUUGAUAGCCCUUGAGGGGAUCUACCAGCCGACAAAGCUCUUGCCGCAUUUUCCCUCCGCUAAUCUCUUGCUGACCUGAGUCGAAAUCAAAAAUACGGCGCAAGCGAGCGAGUACAACUUCAAAGGAUACGACAGAACGACACUCCUUCGGCUAUCACUCGCUCUGGAGCUGGAGUUGGAGCCCCAACCUAAGCUGUCUCACCGACCCCUGAACAUAGCUCUUCUCCAGCUUUCGCCGCAGCCCCUGCACCCCCUUUCGACCCCGCCAGUUUCGGACAGAGAUAUAGACCGAGAUGUCCUCAGAGUCAGGGUUCGGGGGCUUCCCCCCGGGAAUAACCGACGAUGGUGAUGAUAAUAACAACCACCCUUGGGUCUGGGUGAUGAUCCCCGUCGGCCUCGUCAUCGUACUGGGUGGUUUGGCCCUCUGUCUUCACAUCCGCCGACGCAAACAACUCCUCGGUAACCACAAGACUUCUCGUGUUUCUACCUCGGCACGACGACCUUCGGCCCACCAAGCAUCGAUAAGCCACAGUCGUGACGGGCAGCUUCAGUUCGGAGUUCGUGAGGUCGAUGCCCCUUCGUUGGCAUUGAUCGAGCGUGAUCUUCAGGAGUCUUGGGUGCGUGGGGCGCCGACACAGCGACGUAACAAUACUGGCUCGAGAUCAGGAACUGGGGGCGGGACAUGGGGUGGUUCUCGGUCGACGGCGAUGAGGAGAUGGGACUGGGCAGGUAUCUUCAGACCCGAGGAAGGACUAAAUGAACUGGGCGAGGCACCGCCGCCAUAUGAGAAGCAGCCGGUUGCGGAAGAAGGUGGCGAUGUUGAUCUUGAAGCGGGUGGAAAUAGUUAUCAUGGCUAUGGAAACGAAGCGUCGGCGAGUCCAGCCGCGAGGGUAGGAAUAGCGGCAGGUUCCGCCGUCGGCGAAGGAACGAGUAGUGCUGCGUACGUCGGUGUAGAAACGCGAAACAUGGCUUCCUGGAAUCACCAUACCACCUUCUCGCAGCAAAUUCUAUCAUCGCCACCGUCGGGGAUACAGACAAGUUUACAGCCACCCCCACCGGUACAUUACUACCAUCAGGACGGAUCUGAUAUAGACAGCCAGAGUCACCUGAGCCACCUGAGCCAGCCAGGAUAUAGUAGUGUCGGCACCAGCCUGUUGAGCACCAGCAUAACCCAGAGCACCGCCACCACGGCGCCGACAUCUCCAAGCAUGACUAGGUAUCCCUCCCCCAGUCCGGGACACAGUACCAUCUACAGCCCGGCGCCCCAAAUGACAGAUCAAGAUCAGGUACCACCACCUGCAUAUGAAGAGACGCCUCCCCUGUCGAUAAUGGGAACGGGGACCAACUCUCCAUCGCAGCAGCCUACUACUAAUGGUGAAACAAGUCCAGAGCAGCAUGGCGAUCCUGCUACUGUUUUUUCUGCCACCCCCUCUCCUGCCGCCGCUCCCACAUUUGAGGCGGCGGCGGUCACUUCUGCGUCAGCCUUAGGGGCAGCUUCUCCCUCCCUUCCACCUGACCUAUCGUUUGGAUCAUCUAACAAUGGCAAUAAUAACGCCUCCAUUACACGUCAGUCUUCGUCACAGUCUGGUGUGCCACCGCAUUAUUAAAACCCUUUGAGGUUCCUUCUUUCCCGUUCCGUCCCUUGAGCUGAAGGGUUUGGUCAACUUGGAACGGGCGUUGUGAGGGAAGCAUGUGGAACAAGCUGACGUUCUACAAGCUCGUUACUGUCUUUCUCCGUCGUGAUUUUGUGUCAAGAUGACAAGGAUCUACUUGGCAAAUCGAAGCGAGACGCAGCUCACAGGGUAUUGGGGAAAUGACACUCGCAACUGCGACUGAUGGGAGGAACCAGCAGAGCAGCUUUGAAGGCGGACAAAAAGCGACCUCCAUGAGAACAGAUCUUCGGAAGGGUAUCUGGCGUGGCAUACGGCGAAUGGGACAGCAAUUAAGGAUGGUGUAAUGCCACGGGAGUGAUGGGGAAUGGUUACAAACCAUGGCAAAGGGGGAAAAAAGGGUACAGGAGGGCAAAGAGACGAAGGUAAAACAGAACCUUGACCGCCAACCUUGCCUGGCUCACAAAAUCUAACUUGGUAAUGUAAUGAAAUGACAACAACAAACACAAGGCGAUAACAUGAAAAUGACAAGAAC
Neurospora crassa OR74A is the source of this 2542-nucleotide messenger RNA. RefSeq lists its product as hypothetical. The record is from RefSeq and is a predicted model, not a curated record. The coding region runs from base 691 to 2004 and encodes 437 amino acids. The transcript has a single exon. NCBI's taxonomy places the organism in Eukaryota, Fungi, Ascomycota, Sordariomycetes, Sordariales, Sordariaceae.